AUGCCCCAUCAUGGCUCGUCUUCAGCUGGUGACGGUGAUGACUUUGCGCCGAAGCUCUCGCAGAACGUAGAGGACGUCCUGGGCAAGGUUCUACCUUCAGAAGACGUGCUGGACCGACCGGAUUUCGAUGCGCGUGAUUUCGUCAACCGCAAUUUCCCGGAUGAGCAGAGCUUGGAGGACAUCGGAGACUUUAUGGGUAGACUCCGUGAGCGCAUGAAGGAUCUCGAUGACUCGCUGUCGCAGGCGUCACAGGAUCAGAGUCUGGCGGCCCAACAGGCGCUCGUGGAUCUAAAGGAAGCGAAAAUAGCGACCCAGCAGCUCGUUCAAAAGAUCCACGACAUUCGAGGAAAGGCAGAGCAGUCGGAAGUAAUGGUGCAGGAGAUUUGCCGUGACAUCAAGCAGCUCGACUACGCCAAGCAUCAUCUACAGACCACACUCACAGUGCUAAAACGGCUGCACAUGCUAGUAAACGCAGUCGACCAGCUCGAGUUCGUGUCCUCGCAGCGCAACUAUCGUGAAGCUGCCCCUCUUCUUGAAGCGGUAAACCAGCUCUUCACGCACUUCGACCGCUACACUAACGUCGAUAAGAUUGUCGAGCUUCACCGAACCGUGCGCACGCUGCAGGAAGAGCUUGGAGGGCAGAUCUUUGCUGACUUUCGAUCGAUUGGGCCGAUGGAAUCGUUGGAGGAGAACUUUCCGUCAACGGAAGAGCGAGAGGCGGUUUUUGAAAACCUCUCGGCAGCAUGUGCUGUAGUAGAUGCUUUGGGAAAGGCAACGCGUGAUAAACUUAUCUUUUUGUUCUGCAACGAUCAGCUUAUAUCGUAUGAAAGACAAUACGGCGAGGGGGGCGAAAGCGUUGGCUUACAAAAGGCCGAAGCACGGUACACGUGGUUUUACAACCUGCUUGCUGCAAUUGAUUCUCAUUUAAAUGCUAUUUUUCCGGACCAGUGGCAAAUGGCUCGGCAAUUGUGCAUUCGGUUUUGCGAGUGUACGCGCACGCAUCUACUCGCUCAAAUAGGUGCACACACUCCAGACGAAUUAGACGUAACGCUGCUGCUGAAAUCGCUGCAGCGAACACUUAUGUUCGAACGCGACGCAGCGCGAAGAUUUGAAAGUACUGCAGAACGAAAAGAUGAGCUGGAGGUAAUGGAAAUGAACGAGCACAGCCAAAUUGUUGAUUCUCAGUCUGCUGCUGUUGGCAUAACGAAAAAGCACCGUGGCAAACAGUUUGAGGGUGAUCACAAGUUACCGGAUCAAGCAAUGGAGGAAACCAGCGAGUCGUCUGGCAACGACAGUCAAAGCCUGCCAACAAUCAGGGGGAUGAUAUCGUGCUCAUUUGAUCCUUUUAUGACGGCGUAUGUCGCGCUUGAGCGCAAGAAUAUGGAGCAAAUGAUCGAUGAAGUUAUGAAUGCGGAACUCGUGGAUCGGAAUGGCCAGCUACCCGUAUUUUCAAGCUCGGUUAACAUGUUCGCAUACAUUCGCAACUCGAUCAAUCGGUGUAUGGCAUUGACGAACGGACAGACUUUUUUCGAUCUCCAGAACGAAUUCAAGCGUUGCUUCAAGCUUUAUUCACAGCGGCUUCUCGAAAAAAUUCCAACUGCUUCAUCAGGGCCAGCUGGUGGUCUUGAUUCCUCAGGAAGUGGCGCGACUCAUAAGGUGAAGCUUGGCGACAAACAGGAAGAAGAGCUCUGCUUUGUGAUUAAUACGGCUGAGUACUGCGCUGGAACUCUUCCCUCUUUGGAAGAAGUAGUUCGCAGCAAGAUCGAUGGGGCAUAUAGCGAUGCUAUUGAGCUGUCUCAAGAAAUUGAUGCAUUUCGUGAUGUAGGUGCUGCCGCAAUAAAGUGCAUUGUCGCUGGAUUGGAAACACCGUUGGAAGACAAAUUAGUCACGCUUUACAAGGCAAACUGGCAGGCAUGGGAGACGGUAGGUGAUGAAAGUUUGUACGUGACACAAAUAGGUGAGAAACUGCGGGCUUUUGUACCGGUGCUGCGCCAAAUGCUGUCUGGACUGUACUUUACGAACUUUUGUGAUAAAUUCGCCGCCUGCUUCAUGCCCAAGAUCCUGCAAUCCGUGAUGAAGUGCCGAAAGGUAAAUCAAGUAGCGACUCAGCAGCUACUGCUAGACGUGUACGCACUCAAAACUAUCUUCCUCCAGUUGCCAGUGUUGCCCAACGACGUCAAUUCACCUUUGUCGAAGAGUAAAGCGACGGUCCCAUCGCGCUACACGAAGUUCGUCACCAAUGAGUUCGCGAAGGUAGAGAGUGUACUGAAACUGAUUGGUACUCCACGUGAAAUGUUGGUGGAGAGCUUUAAGAUUAUGUGGCCUGAUGGUACCGCGGAUGAUUUCCAAUGUAUCAUGAAUAUGAAGGGGCUCAAAAAGAGCGAGCAGGCAGAUUUUUUGGAGACGCUGGGCAUGCAACGCAAACCUACGGGCAAGAUCGCCGAAAUGGAAGGCAAGAUGAGCGAUAUGACGGGGAACUGGAGGAAGAAUAUGCAGAACUUGGCCAAAGUACCAUUUGCCUUCUCGACCGGUAGUAACACUAACUCGCACAGUCAGAGUUAG
Molecule: messenger RNA, 2562 nt
Organism: Peronospora matthiolae
Lineage: Eukaryota; Oomycota; Peronosporomycetes; Peronosporales; Peronosporaceae
Source: the annotation of a GenBank genome assembly